GCCAUGGCGGCGGUAUCUCUCGCAGCCCCAGUUUUAGGUAUUUGAUUGGACACGUCCCCUCACUGUUCAUCAGAGACAAAUGCAACCCAGCAGAAUCAAACAGCCAAUGAUUCAACUGAAGCCCCUGAAGCUCAAGAUAUGAACUCUGAAACUAAAACUCAAGAUCAGAAUGACGUGAGCUUACCAGAGGAUGCCAGUAACAGCCAGCAAGAAAUCAGCGAGGUAAAGAAGGAGGAGGAAGCAGUGGAACCAGAUGUAGAUGAUAGCUCACUAGAGGAGGACAACAAAGAAGACACUGAUAGAGUUGAUAGCUCACCAGAGGACAACAAAGACACAGAUGGAGAUGAUAGCUCACUAGAGGAGAACAAAGAAGACACUGAGGGAAAUGAUAGCUCACUAGAGGACAAAAAAGACACCAAUGGAGAUGAUAGCUCACCAGAGGACAACAAAGACACCAAUGGAGAUGAUAGCUCACUAGAGGACAACAAAGACACCAAUGGAGAUGAUAGCUCACUAGAGGACAACAAAGACACCAAUGGAGAUGAUAGCUCACCAGAGGACAACAAAGACACCAAUGGAGAUGAUAGCUCACCAGAGGACAAUAAAGACACCAAUGGAGAUGAUAGCUCACCAGAGGACAACAAAGACACCAAUGGAGAUGAUAGCUCACCAGAGGACAACAAAGACACCAAUGGAGAUGAUAGCUCACCAGAGGACAACAAAGAAGACACAGAUGGAGAUGAUAGCUCACUAGAGGAGAACAAAGAAGACACUGAGGGAAAUGAUAGCUCACCAGAGGACAACAAAGACACAGAUGGAGAUGAUAGCUCACCAAAGGACAACAAAGAAGACACAGAUGGAGAUGAUAGCUCACCAGAGGAGAACAAAGACACAGAUGGACAUGAUAGCUCACCAGAGGAAGACAAAGAAGACACUGAGGGAAAUGAUAGCUCACCAGAGGACAACAAAGAAGACACUGAUGGAGAUGAUAGCUCACCAGAGAAGAAUGUAGAAGACACAGAUGGAGACGAUAGCUCACCAGAGGACAACAAAGAAGACACAGAUGGAGACAAUAGCUCACCAGAGAAGAAUGUAGAAGACACUGAUGGAGAUGAUAACUCACCAGAGGACAACAGAACAACAGAUGGUGUUCCGGAAGACAGCUCAGAGACUCACGACAAUCCAACCAGCGAGCCCAGAAGUACGGACAUCUCUGAUGUUGAGGAAGUGACGAACGAUUCUGUCAACGCAGAAGAACCUGAUCAGCCGAUUCCAGAAACAGCCACUGACGGGUCAUCUAAUAACCAACCUGACAACCACAUCGUCGCAACGGCAGCUCAGAGACUCUGAAGGUGGAAGCUCCCCAGCUGCAGGGCCAAAACCACAGAGGAGUCAAUUGCUACAAGAGAAACUACAACAUUCUAAAUUGCAAUUAAACUUCCUGUUUAUUUUCGGUCUUCAGCUCGUUCCUGAUUGGUUGUUCCCAUUUUACUUCAAACUCUGGCUGUGGUCUCUGUGUGCUUGUCCUCUAAUCAGUCAAUCUUUCUGCCUAUCUAUCUGCCUGCCUGUCUGCCUUCAGUCUGACGCAGAAACAUGUGAGAUCUGCUCUUUGGGUCUGUGUUCACACAGAAGAACUGCUAAUAAAGUUUGUACUGUCAAAAUC
Messenger RNA from Pseudoliparis swirei, 1663 nucleotides. RefSeq names its product clumping factor A-like. The coding region runs from base 139 to 1350 and encodes 403 amino acids. The transcript is spliced from 8 exons. Lineage: Eukaryota; Metazoa; Chordata; Actinopteri; Perciformes; Liparidae. The record is from RefSeq and is a predicted model, not a curated record.